UCGAGUACUAGUAGCUUGACUGACCAGUGGGACCCAACCGUUCCCCUUCCAACUGCUUUGCUUUCGCGGUCGCAGCAGAUCUCUCAUCGAUGGCGGAGGAGAGGAAGCGAGUGCUCGUGGUGGGUGGCAGCGGCUACCUGGGCCAGCACCUCCUCGCCGUGCUGGCCUCCGGCGACGGCCGCUUCGACGUCGCCUUCACCCACCACCGCGAGGCCCCGCCGCAGACACUCCUCGACGCGCUCCCCUCCCUUCGCGCCUUCCGCGCCGACCUCCGCUCCGGCGACGGACUCAGCGCCAUCUCCACGUCAUUCGGCCAGCCACAUGUAAUUGUGAACUGCGCCGCAAUCUCAGUUCCUCGGGCAUGUGAAAUGGAUCCAGCUGCUGCUAUGGCUACCAAUGUACCUUCUUCACUUGUCAAUUGGUUGCUAAGCUUUGGGAAUGUCAACUCUCUAUUGAUUCAUCUCUCUACAGAUCAAGUUUAUGAGGGGGUGAAAUCAUUCUACAAAGAAGAGGAUGAGACUUUGCCGGUGAACAUGUACGGAAAAUCUAAAGUUGCUGCAGAGAAGUUCAUUGUUGAAAAAUGCUCAAACUAUGCAAUCUUGAGAAGCAGUAUUAUUUAUGGGCCACAAACGAUAACUCCUGUGACAAAAUCUCUUCCCGUUCAGUGGAUGGAUGGUGUUCUUUCACAAGGCCAACAAGUUGAGUUCUUUAAUGAUGAAUUCCGCUGCCCUGUUUAUGUCAAAGAUAUGGUGGAUGUAAUACUGUCUUUAACAAAAACUUGGUUAUCAGAUGGUAAAAAAAUUCAGGUACUUCUGAAUGUCGGUGGACCGGAUAGGGUAUCAAGACUGCAGAUGGCUGAAGCUGUUGCUGGUGUUCGUGGAUACAACCACACUAUAAUUAAAUCUGUGUCUGCAUCAUCGGUUGACCGGGGGGUAGCUUCUCCAUCAGAUAUAUCCAUGGAUAUCACCAAACUAGCUCAGAUGCUUGGUAUCAAGCCAAUCUCAUUUCAAGAUGGAGUCAGAGCUACACUUGAUGCACAAGCCAGUACAUGAUACUUCCAUAACGGUUUGCUCGAGUUCCUAAGAGAGCUGUUUGAAUCGAAAUUCGGAAGUGUGAUAUAAAGAACCAUAUUUAGUUUGCAAAAUUGCAGCAAUGGUAAAUUCUGCUGAGUCUAUGUGAAAGAUGUAACUUUGUACUCAUCAAACACCAAUGUCAUCGAUAUUAAUGCUUGGUUGUACCAUUCUGAAUAAAAAAAAUGGCAUUCAUUUAUAUUUAUUUUUCAGAAGUCUGUAACUUUAUUGUACCAUGUAUACUGUUAUGAGUUACCAUUAAUGAAGAAUCUCUAACCUCGUGUAA
Phragmites australis (common reed) is the source of this 1356-nucleotide messenger RNA. RefSeq lists its product as uncharacterized. The transcript is spliced from 6 exons. The record is from RefSeq and is a predicted model, not a curated record. The coding region runs from base 90 to 1052 and encodes 320 amino acids. Lineage: Eukaryota; Viridiplantae; Streptophyta; Magnoliopsida; Poales; Poaceae.